This is a messenger RNA of Phyllostomus discolor (pale spear-nosed bat), 615 nucleotides long. RefSeq names its product 60S ribosomal protein L15-like. Gene Ontology annotation, biological process: cytoplasmic translation. Gene Ontology annotation, molecular function: RNA binding; structural constituent of ribosome. The record is from RefSeq and is a predicted model, not a curated record. Gene Ontology annotation, cellular component: ribosome; cytosolic large ribosomal subunit. NCBI's taxonomy places the organism in Eukaryota, Metazoa, Chordata, Mammalia, Chiroptera, Phyllostomidae.
AUGGGUGCUUAUAGGUACAGCCAGGAGCUGCGGAGGAAGAAGCAGGCCGAUGUCACGUGCUUCCUUCUCGGGCUGCACUGCAAGCAUCACGGCCAGCUCUCUGUGCUGCUCAGGAGCCCCGCUGCCAACCGAGCAGAUAGAGUGCACGGGCUGGGACACAAGGCCCAGCAGAGUUAUGUCACACAGCAGAUGCGUGGGUGCAGUGGCGGCCACAAACACCCUGCUCCCAAGGGUGCGACCUACAGCAAGCCCAUCCACUGUGGCGUUAGCCAGCUGAAGUCUGCUUGGAGCCUUCGGUCGGUUGCUGAGGAGCGAGCUGGACGCCUUGGGGCUCUGAGAGUCCUGAAUGCUUACUGGCUUGGUGAAGCUUCCACAAACGCUCUGAGGUUAUCCAAUUUGAUCCAUUCCACAGAGGCUGCCAGAAGGAAUCCUGACACCCAGCGGAUCACCAACCCGGUCCACAGGCACAGGGAGAGGGGAGGGCUGACAUCUGCAGGCAGCGAGAGCCCUGGCCCUGGGAAGGGCUGCAAGUUCCACCACGCCAUCGGUGGUUCUCACGGUGCAGCUUGGAAGAGACGCCGCCAGACUGUCCAGCUCCACCAUUACUGCUACUAA